AUGGAUCUUAAAUAUGUUCUGUACGUUGUAUUGCUGUUAAAUAGAAGCAGCAGCGUAGUAUAUGGAAUGGAUAAUAGUGAAACGUUCAAAAUAACCGACAGAGUGUUCAGCUGCAGCAAAUGGCUAUCUUCACUAAUAGACAACUUUUGCAACAACGUGUACAAAAUUGUUAAGAGGGACACCUCGCUAAUGGUUGAGAAAAUGGCUCCAAAAGAUCUCCAAAAGGGUAUGUACAAGCAACGCAUACUCGCCGAGGAGCAUUGGAGGAGAGUACGGAGACAAGUGGCGAGCGAAUGCUGCGAGCGGCCAUGUACCGUCGGCAACAUCAUCAUGUACUGCCCUGACGAUGCUAAACUUCUCAGAGAAAAUCCCGACAUAUUUUAC
Messenger RNA from Iphiclides podalirius (scarce swallowtail), 384 nucleotides. Lineage: Eukaryota; Metazoa; Arthropoda; Insecta; Lepidoptera; Papilionidae. The record is from the annotation of a GenBank genome assembly.